This is a messenger RNA of Prunus armeniaca (apricot), 1251 nucleotides long. Lineage: Eukaryota; Viridiplantae; Streptophyta; Magnoliopsida; Rosales; Rosaceae. The record is from the annotation of a GenBank genome assembly.
AUGAAAUUCAUUGAAUACCUCAAAGAAGCAGGUUGGGCUGAUGGUGGGCGUGUAAUAGCAUGCACCCAGCCAAGAAGACUGGCUGUCCAGUCAGUUGCUUCAAGGGUGGCUGAAGAGAUGGGGGUCAAGCUUGGAGAGGAAGUUGGCUACACUAUACGAUUCGAAGAUGUUACAAAUACAGGUGUUACUAUGAUAAAGUUUUUGACUGAUGGUGUGUUACUCAGGGAAAUGAUGAAUGAUCCUCUUUUGACAAAAUAUAGUGUCAUAAUGAUAGAUGAGGCUCAUGAAAGGUCUAUCUCAACUGACAUUUUAUUGGGUCUCCUAAAAAAGAUCCAACGACGCCGACCUGAGCUGCGUCUGAUCAUCUCAUCCGCCACAAUUCAAGCAAAAUCAAUGUCUGCUUUCUUUCAGACCAGCAAAAGGCGUCGCAGACCGGAAGGAGAGGAGCUUGGACCAAAUAUGGAGCCUGCUGUCCUAUCAGUUGAGGGUAGAGGGUUUAAUGUACAAAUUCAUUAUGUGGAGGAGCCUGUCCCGGACUAUCUUCGGGCUGCUGUUUCAACAGUAUUAUUGAUUCAUGAGAAGGAACCAAUGGGAGAUAUUCUGGUAUUUCUUACUGGUCAAGAUGAUAUUGAUGCUGCUGUCCAGCUGAUUACUGAAGAAGAUCAAAACCGUGGAAGAAAGUCAUCAGGAUUGAUGGUAUUGCCCCUCUACUCAGGACUUCCACGUUCUGAGCAGGAGUUGGUGUUCACUCCUACUCCUAGAGGGAAGAGGAAAGUUGUGAUAUCGACCAAUAUAGCAGAGACAUCCAUAACUUUGGAGGGUGUUGUCUAUGUUGUUGACAGUGGGUUCUCAAAGCAACGUUUCUACAACCCGAUAACAGAUAUUGAAAAUCUGGUAGUGGCGCCAAUAUCCAAGGCAUCUGCUCGACAAAGGACCGGUAGGGCUGGAAGAGUUCGGCCUGGGAAAUGUUACAGGCUAUAUACCGAAGAGUAUUUUGCAAAGGAAAUGUCUGCUGAGGGGAUCCCAGAGAUACAAAGGUCAAAUCUUGUUCCCUGUGUGAUUCAGUUAAAAGCCUUGGGAAUAGAUAAUAUCUUGGGCUUUGAUUGGCCAGCAUCUCCAUCUUCUGAAGCAAUGGUUCGAGCACUUGAAGUGCUUUAUUCACUUGGAGUCCUAGAUGAUGAUGCCAAACUUACUUCACCGACUGGAUUUCAAAUUGCUGAGAUUCCAUUGGAUCCAAUGAUCUCAAAAUGA